Microcebus murinus (gray mouse lemur) is the source of this 1242-nucleotide messenger RNA. The record is from RefSeq and is a predicted model, not a curated record. NCBI's taxonomy places the organism in Eukaryota, Metazoa, Chordata, Mammalia, Primates, Cheirogaleidae.
CUUCCUGAUGGCUUACUGUACCCAUUUUGUCCCCAAGGCCAUAGGGAGAGGCUAGAGGUAGCUGAUCUAGUCAGAGUUUAAAUGAAACUGAAAUGAAAGUUCACUUCCUCAUUGUGUAUACCUCAUGUGACAAGUUCCAAUUUCUUUUUAAAGUCACUUCAACUGAGGUUUCCUUGUUGCCUCUGAACUCUUUGGAGAGAGCUCACAAACUCAAGGACUCUUACCUUGGGGGCACCUGCUGGUUCUAUCAUAAUGAACAGGCUGGCUUGGGUGCUCUUGGUGUGCUGCUCUGCAAUGGCACAACUGCAUAGAGAUCCUACCCUGGAUCAUCACUGGCAUCUCUGGAAGAAAACCUAUGGCAAGCAGUACGAAGAAAAGACUGAGGAAACAGUACGGCGUCUCAUCUGGGAAAAGAAUCUAAAGUUUGUGACGUUACACAAUCUGGAACAUUCAAUGGGAAUGCAUUCAUAUGAUCUAGGCAUGAACCACCUGGGAGACAUGACCAGUGAAGAAGUAGUGUCUUUGAUGAGUUGCCUGAAAGUUCCCAGCCAGUGGCAGAGAAAUGUUACUUAUAAGUCAAAUCCUAAUCAGAAAUUGCCUGAUUCUGUGGACUGGAGAGAGAAGGGGUGUGUUACUGAAGUGAAAUACCAGGGUUCUUGUGGUUCUUGCUGGGCUUUCAGUGCUGUGGGGGCCCUGGAAGGACAGCUGAAGCUGAUGACAGGAAAGCUGGUAUCUCUCAGUGCACAGAACCUGGUGGAUUGCUCAACUGAAAAAUACAGGAAUAAAGGCUGCAAUGGUGGCUUCAUGACAGAGGCUUUCCAAUACAUCAUUGAUAACAACGGCAUAGACUCAGAAGCUUCCUAUCCUUACAAAGCAACGGAUGAGAAGUGCCAAUAUGACCCAAAAAAUCGUGCUGCCACAUGUUCAAAGUACACUGAACUUCCCUAUGGCAGUGAAGAGGCCCUGAAAGAAGCUGUGGCCAAUAAAGGACCUGUGUCUGUUGGUAUAGAUGCAACUCAUCCUUCUUUCUUCCUCUACAGAAGUGGUAAAAAUUCAGAUAUAUUAUGCUCUUAUUAUAUAUGCUGCCCUUGCACUAAAAGAAAGAAUGCCCUGCCCCAUCACUCCACCUCUGAAAGUUUAGAUGGGUUAAAACAGAAUCCUACAUUUCAUAUAAGUAUUUUAUACCUAGUUCUAGUCAGUAAAGUAAUACUUAUCAAAGCUUAUUAACCCUACAUGCUGCUA